AUGAACUUGCCGCCUGACAAAGCCCGGCUUCUGCGGCAGUAUGACAACGAGAAGAAGUGGGAGCUCAUCUGUGACCAGGAAAGAUUUCAAGUGAAGAAUCCUCCACAUACAUACAUCCAGAAGUUGAAGGGCUAUCUGGACCCGGCUGUAACCAGGAAGAAAUUCAGAAGACGAGUCCAAGAGUCUACUCAAGUACUCCGAGAACUGGAAAUUUCUUUAAGAACAAAUCACAUCGGAUGGGUCAGGGAGUUCCUGAAUGAAGAAAACAAAGGCCUGGAUGUUCUGGUGGAGUACUUGUCGUUUGCGCAGUAUGCAGUCACGUUUGACUUUGAAAGUUUGGAGAACAACGUGGAAAACUCGAUGGACAAGUCCAAACCUUGGAGCCGAUCUAUUGAGGACCUGCACAGAGGCAGUAAUUUACCCUCGCCAGUUGGCAACAGCAUUUCUCGCUCUGGCAGACACUCAACUUUACGGUAUAACACCUUGCCAAGUCGAAGAACACUAAAAAAUUCCAGAUUAGUGAGUAAAAAAGAUGAUGUUCAUGUCUGCAUCAUGUGUUUACGGGCCAUAAUGAAUUACCAGUAUGGAUUCAAUAUGGUCAUGUCGCAUCCACAUGCCGUUAAUGAAAUUGCACUAAGUUUGAACAACAAGAAUCCCAGGACAAAGGCCCUUGUCCUAGAACUUUUAGCAGCUGUUUGCCUCGUCAGAGGAGGGCAUGAAAUCAUUUUAUCUGCAUUCGAUAACUUUAAGGAGGUGUGUGGAGAGAAACAGCGCUUCGAGAAGCUGAUGGAGCACUUCCGAAAUGAAGACAACAAUAUAGACUUUAUGGUGGCCUGCAUGCAGUUCAUCAACAUCGUUGUCCACUCGGUGGAGGACAUGAACUUCAGAGUCCACCUGCAGUACGAAUUUACGAAGCUCGGGCUGGACGAGUACUUGGACAAACUGAAACACACGGAGAGCGACAAACUGCAGGUACAAAUUCAAGCUUACCUGGAUAACGUUUUUGAUGUGGGAGCUUUGCUGGAGGAUGCUGAAACCAAGAACGCAGCCCUGGAAAGAGUCGAAGAACUGGAAGAAAACAUUUCCCAUUUAUCUGAAAAACUCCAAGAUACGGAGAAUGAAGCCAUGGCAAAGAUUGUGGAACUGGAAAAACAACUUAUGCAAAGAAACAAAGAACUGGAUGUGAUUCGGGAAAUCUACAAAGAUGCAAAUACCCAGGUCCACACCUUGAGAAAAAUGGUGAAGGAAAAAGAAGAAGCCAUCCAGCGACAGUCAACGCUGGAGAAGAAGAUCCAUGAACUGGAAAAGCAGGGAACCAUUAAGAUCCAGAAGAAAGGUGAUGGUGACAUCUCUAUCCUUCCUGUUGCUCUGGCCUCUGGAAUGGUGCCGGCAGGGUCGGAGGCUGCACCUGGCACAUGUGUCACACCGGUCGCUGGAGCUGCAUCUUCAGUACCAUUACCACCACCUCCACCACCAUUACCUGCCUUAGCAGCGGCGUCUGAGGCAGUGCAAAAUGGUCCUGUGUCGGUGCCGAUGCCACCUCCACCACCGCCGCCGCCACCACCUCCACCGCCACCACCGCCGCCUCCUCUCCCAGGUCCGUCGUUGGAGACGGCUCCUGCGGCUCCACUGCCCCCACCACCCCCGCCGUCAGCACCCCCCCUGCCCGGGACAGCCUCUCCCACCGUGGUGUUCAACUCAGGGCUUGCAGCUGUGAAAAUCAAGAAGCCAAUCAAGACCAAGUUUCGCAUGCCGGUGUUCAACUGGGUCGCCCUCAAACCCAACCAGAUCAAUGGAACGGUCUUCAACGAAAUAGAUGACGAAAGGAUCCUGGAGGAUUUAAAUGUGGAUGAAUUUGAAGAAAUAUUCAAAACAAAAGCCCAAGGCCCAGCCAUUGAUCUUACUUCAAGCAAGCAAAAGAUAACUCAGAAAGGGUCAAACAAAGUCACAUUACUGGAUGCCAACAGGGCCAAAAAUCUUGCCAUUACUUUAAGAAAAGCUGGAAAGACAGCAGAUGAAAUAUGCAAAGCUAUUCACGUGUUCGACCUGAAAACAUUGCCGGUGGAUUUUGUUGAAUGCCUCAUGCGGUUCCUGCCCACCGAGAACGAAGUGAAAGUUCUGCGGCUCUAUGAGCGGGAGAGGAAACCCAUCGAGAACCUGUCUGACGAAGACCGGUUCAUGAUGCAGUUCAGCAAGAUUGAGAGGCUGAUGCAGAAGAUGACCAUCAUGGCGUUUAUAGGCAACUUUGCAGAAAGCAUCCAGAUGCUGACCCCACAACUUCAUGCAAUAAUAGCUGCAUCUGUCUCAAUAAAGUCAUCCCAAAAGCUUAAGAAAAUACUGGAGAUAAUCUUGGCUCUUGGAAACUACAUGAACAGCAGUAAACGAGGAGCUGUGUAUGGAUUUAAGCUACAGAGUUUAGACCUGCUCCUAGAAACAAAGUCAACAGACCGAAAGCAGACCCUGCUGCACUAUAUUUCUAACGUGGUCAAGGAGAAAUACCAGCACGUAUCCCUCUUUUACAACGAACUUCAUUACGUGGAGAAGGCUGCCGCAGUGUCUCUUGAAAACGUCCUCUUGGACGUGAAGGAGCUGCAGAGGGGCCUGGAUCUGACAAAGCGCGAGUACACCAUGCAUGACCACAACACGAUGCUGAAGGAGUUCAUUCAGAACAACGAAGGGAAGCUAAAGAAACUGCAGGACGACGCCAAAAUAGCCCAGGAUGCCUUUGAUGAUGCUGUGAAGUACUUUGGGGAGAAUCCCAAGACGACACCCCCCUCGGUCUUUUUCCCAGUGUUUGUCCGGUUUGUGAAGGCCUACAAGCAAGCAGAAGAAGAGAAUGAGUUGAGAAAAAAGCAGGAACAGGCCUUAAUGGAAAAACUUAUGGAGCAAGAAGCGUUGAUGGAGCAACAGGACCAAAAGUCUCCUUCACAUAAAACAAAGAGACAGCAGCAAGAGCUGAUUGCAGAGCUCAGACGGCGGCAAGUCAAGGAUAACAGGCAUGUGUACGAAGGGAAGGACGGUGCUAUUGAAGAUAUUAUAACAGCCCUAAAGAAGAAUAAUAUCACUAAAUUUCCAAAUGUUCACUCGAGGGUAAGGAUUUCUUCUAGCACACCGGUGGUGGAGGAUACACAGAGCUGGCAAGCAUCACUUUUUACUUAG
Molecule: messenger RNA, 3159 nt
Organism: Haliaeetus leucocephalus (bald eagle)
Lineage: Eukaryota; Metazoa; Chordata; Aves; Accipitriformes; Accipitridae
Gene: FMNL2
Product: formin-like 2
Exons: 25
Coding region: 1-3159 (1052 amino acids)
Biological process (GO): regulation of cell shape; cell migration; cortical actin cytoskeleton organization
Cellular component (GO): cytosol
Molecular function (GO): small GTPase binding; actin filament binding
Source: RefSeq, a predicted model, not a curated record